GAGAGAGAGAGAGAGUCCAUAGACCAUGAAUCAUCAUCACCAUAUAUGUAACUACAUUCUCACCUCAAUCGAGAGUAUGGCUCUAGAUCAUUCAAAAUAGUAUAAUCCUCUAUAUGGAUUAUUAACCCCUGAAAAGUAGUACAACGCAUGGUGGUCGAGUGAUUUAGUUAGUUCCCUCUUAUUCUCAUCUAGAACAACCCUUGUUAUAUGUUGGAUAGUCGGGGGUGGAUGGCAGUGUCCCUUUAUAUUUGCAAAGAGAUUAAAUUGUAAACCACUCAACUAAAAAUCCGGCAAACUUUCAAUGAAUUCUCUUAAAUGAAGCUGAGCACAAAUAGUAGGCUGGUAGAGCAAGGUUCUUGCAUGUAAGGUGUAUAUAUAGCACACAGGUCCGAUGUCAUCUUAAUCAUCCAAAAAUACACAAGAGAAAAUUAAAGGGUACGAAAAACGUUGUGUAUUUAAUUAGUCAUACGGUAUUUACUUCAAUCCUCAAGUUUGAACAGUCUUGAAAUAAAUAAUAAUAAACUCAUAAUAUUACAUAACGUUUGAUGUUUAUUUUUUUGUCACCGUUUAAUGUUUGUUGUUCGCUUAAUGAGCUUCACAUUAUUUUACUAUUAAAAAGGUUUCAAUAGUGCAUAUGUCCCUAAAGCAAUUCACAGCUUUAAUCCUUUUUCUUGGGUCGUGGGAUCUUUCGACUUUGCCUUUAGCUUUCUAUAAUUAAAGAGUUUUUUUCUGACAAAAAAAGUUGUGUUUAAAAUUUCGACAAAACCAGCGUAUCUUUUGUUUCCAAAGAGAAUUGAACCAAACCGAAGAUCAAAAUCAGUAACUAUAAUGUACUUGCAAGUGACCAGUUAGUUCCAUUUGUCUACAACUGAAUAAACCAAACUAGUUUUAAACGAAUCAAAUUUUCUUGAUUUUUUUUUUAAUAUAUUACAUAAUGAUAUAACUAUAUUUUUUUAUUUUGUAUGAAUAUAUCGUUUUCCUUUUUGCAUGGCAACAUAUACUAGGUUUAAUAUCCAAACAAUUGAAAUGGUAAAAUUGAAAAUGCGUAUAUAUACAUUUAUCAACUUUUCAUCAACAGAAAGUAAAAAUUAACGUUAAAAACUAAUUAAUAGUAUCGCCAUAUUAAUUGUCCUUUAAAAAAAAAAGACAGUAUCGGCCAUGUUCAUUCGACAGUUUAUAAUAACAAUAAUAAUAUACGUUUGUAUGUAGAAACGCGCAUUCACAUUUGAAACUCUUUUUAGAAUAAUGUGUGAUUUUUGUUCGGUUAAAAUACCUUAACUACUGUUGACAAAAAAAAUCAACCUUAACUACUUAUUGGCCAAAAAUAACUUUAGUAUUGUCAAAUUAAGAUAUGGGUUCGUUAUGUAACGACAACUUAUAAUAUGACAAUUAAUCUUUGUGUUGCUUCCAAAACAUAUGUUUCCAAGAGACAGGAUCACGGUUGUUUCGCUUUAAUAUAUAAGAACUCUGUAGAAAUUUUUGCAAAUAGGUAUUUUUAUGCAAUUGUGUGUAUUUUAUUGUCUUAAAUUUUGUUGGUAUUAUAUUUUUAUGAUAGAUUGGCCAUUGGUCGUUCAAAUACUUUUACAAGUUAACUGACUUUUCCAAGAUUUUCCCAUCUACCAAAUUGUAUACUUCCUUGGCAAGAAAGUGAGAUAAGAGCUUCUUAAAAUUUUAUCCCAAAUCUCAUUUUACUUUAUUGACCACAGUGCUAACCACACUGUCACACAAAAUAUUUGGCAUUUGGCACAUAAAUUUUGUUUCUUGACGAGACCCGGUUCAUGUAUUAAGUUCUCUUUCACAUACGGACUUACACACUCAAGCCUACGCUUGCAGCAGAUAAGAAAUCUGUCUUUAGAUAAAUAAAUAGGACUGUGCCUUUUGACGUAUUGAACUAUCCGAAUUUAUAAUUUGAAUUUGAUAUAUACUACAUGUGAAAGAUUUUUCAAUGCUUUUAGAAGAUUUGGUCCAGAAAAUAAAUCUUUUGUAGACAAUUGAUUUAAUGAAUAUAAUAGAGUAUAAUUAUUAUCAUUAUACCAAAAAGUACGUAAUUUAUUGAAUGUUAAGACUAAAGAAUUUUGUAAACUAUCCUAAGUAUUCACUUAUUGCUUGGUUGGCGGCUCUGAACAGACUAGCAACUGGGGACCGAAUGGGCAAGUGGUCCACACAAGCUGACACGUCAUGCAUUCUCUGCAGAGCUCCAAUAGAAACCAGAAAUCAUAUUUUCUUCGAGUGUAGCUCAUCAGCAGUAUGGAAGGGCUUGUCGCUGAAGCUUAUGGAUAUACACUACUCAAACGAAUGGAACAAGAUUCUAAGGUUUAUGCUAGAUGGUUCAAGGAAUAAGACUGUCCUUUUUCUCAUUCGCUCAGUUUUUCAGACACCUAUACACUACUUGUGGAGAGAACGCAAUGGUAGGCGACAUGGAGAGCAGAGUGUCCCUUCAGCUCGACUUCAAAUGGCCAUAUAUAGACAAGCAAAUUCGGAAUCAAAUAUCCUCAAGCCGGAUAAAUGGAAGUACGAGAUAUGCAAAAGCUAUGGAAGGGUGGUUUGCCACAAGAUAAACUUUAACCAUUUCAGAUCAUAGAGAAUAGUUUUCUUGUUUUUAGAAUUAAAAAUUUUAAAACAGAGACACAGUCAUUGUAAAGCAGUUUUUUUUAUUUGAAUCUAAUUUAACAUUCUUUAAAAAAAAAUAAAAAAAUUGUAAACUAUGAAUUCAAAUGCGAUAAAAAGAAACUUGGGAGUUGUUUUUGGUUAAACAGCAUAAUAUAAGUAGUUUUGAAGUAUAUGCAUGUGUCGCGUUAAUUUGGAUUCGAAGAACUAUUUUAUAUACAGACCGAUAUAGAAGUAAACCAUGCAUUGAAUUUCAAUUUACAACUAUUUAACUACGGAAUAUCUUCUUUAAUUUUUCUUUACAUCAAUCUACGAAAUAUCUAUGUGGCGAAACAGUAAUAUAACAUGGAAUUUUUAGCUUUGUCUUAUCUCCUACACUCGUUGACAAUGUCACGUAAAUAUAGAAAUGAAUUUUAUAUACGAUGUGCUGCUACUUAUAUGGAAACCUUAUAGUUUAUACGACUGUUUAUAUAGUCAACGAGAUAAACAAAAAGUUGGUAAAUGUUUGGUUUUAAUUUGACAGUGUGAAUCAAGCCUGAACAUUGACCCUUUUAUCCAUGAUAGUAAUUAACGGUUUAGUAAUUAAGUAUAUUAUCGAGAUCUUAUGUGAGAGUGAAAUCUCAUUAUUAAAAUUACAAUAAACGUUUUCUCCAGCUGAAGGAAACUUCGUUUUAUGUUUCUUCUAAUUUGUCGUGAUAUAUCCCCUCAUUCUUUUGAAGACAAACAAAGAUUCUAAUAUAAUCCACUUUCUAGUUUAUGUGUUCCUUACGCUAUCGAAUAAAUGUUUUGAAACCUCGAGAGAAGAUCAGAGAAAUGAAUUAAUUUUAAAGCUAUUGAAUUACGUUAGAAUGUACAUUAUUUUGCAGAUCUUGUAUUAAAUGAUCAUCUAACUGCGGAGCUAGUUCACAAUUAGGAGGGUCAAUUGAUCUAUUUGAAUGUUAUCUUUAUAUGCUUAUAUUAUUAAUAUUUAAUAGAUAAUUUGUUUGAGAUAGAUAAAUCUGAGUCUCAUCAAUAAAAUUUAAUAUUUCCUUUGCACCAUAUUUGAUCAUUUCUUUAUUUUUGUUUUUGCUUUUCAUAUGUUCAUGUACAAUGUUUUGAAUUUCCCGUCUCUUGUAUAUUAAUCUUAGUUUUUUUCUUCCAUAGAUUAUUUAAUCUGUCUUUCAUCUAAAAUUACAGUUCCAUGAGUUUACAUUAUUACGUAACAAAAAAACAGGUGUUCCAAAAAAAAAAACGUAACAAAAAAGCAAUAUAAAGAUAACGGUAAUUCCAUUAAUCAUUUUGAUUUAAGACAAAAUGAAUAUUUGUGACUUUAUUUAUUUUGGGAGUGUUGAAUUUACGCAAGUGGUUAUAUGGCUUGGUUAGGAGAAUUAAGAAGAGCAAUAUUCAUUUGAAUUCAAAUGGAGGACAGAGAGAGAACGAGUCGGCUUUGAUCAUCAAUGAGACAUUGAAGCAGGUAGAGUCGUCUUUGAAUGCGGUGGAAGCAAUCACAAAAUGGUAAGAACAAGAUUCCAAUUUUGAUGAAGAUUGCAAUGAGAACAUGAUUUAGCAUAAUACAAUUAAAUAUUACUUAUAUAUACUACUCACGAAAAGUAGUUAACCUUUUGAAUUUAUUAUCAUUAGGCGAAAAUUUCACUGUAAGUUUUAACCUUUUUCAUAUCAAACUAUAGGUUUUAACCAAAAUAGCAGAAUAUAUAUAUAUAUAUAUAGGAAAUAUUCAAAAAUUAUCAUAUAUUCAUUUGAAAAUGUGGGUUUUAAUUCUCUCUUUUUUUUAGCAAUUUUCUUAAAAAAGUAUAAUUUCGAUAAGAUUAAUAAGGUUUUAAAAUUAUAUACUAUAAGUUGCAUUAUACAUGUAAAAGUACGUAACAAUUCAGCUAGAGUUCUUAUAAGGAAAUAUAUGCAUUUCCGUUUUUAGCAGCGCUAGGGAAAAUAUCCUAUACGUCAACACACAACGAAAUCCAUAACAAAGAUACAUAGGUAUUUAAUUUUUUAUAUAAACAUUCUUUCUUUGAGAAUCAUUCACCACGAAUUGCUUUGCGAACGCCAUGACAUAUAUCAUAUUAUCAAUACCUAACCUUGGUUUGGUUAUUCAACCUAUUUGUUGUAUGACUCAUAUAUUGUAGACUUGUCACACACUAUUAAAAAUAAUAUUUACAUUAAAUUCUGACGAAUGCAUAUAACUUUAGUAAUGUGAUGGCUCCUUUGCACACAUGUUGUGUAUAUAUAUACAUACAAACUAGAACGUAGAGAGCUACCAGAUCUUCAAUAAUCUUCAAGAAAUUAGGGUUGUUGAAUAGAAGAUAUAUAACCAAAAUGGGAAGAUCACCGUGUUGCGAUCAAGACAAAGGCGUGAAGAAGGGACCGUGGGUGCCCGAAGAAGAUGAUAAGCUCACGGCUUAUAUAGAGAAGAAUGGUUAUGGGAAUUGGCGGUCGCUUCCUAAGCUCGCUGGACUUAACCGUUGCGGCAAGAGCUGCCGGCUCCGGUGGAUGAAUUAUCUACGGCCUGAUAUCCGGCGAGGCGAGUUCUCCGAUGAAGAAGAGAGUACUAUCGUUAGACUCCAUGCCCUUCUUGGCAACAAAUGGUCGAAGAUUGCGAGUCAUCUUCCAGGAAGAACUGACAACGAAAUCAAAAACUAUUGGAACACUCAUAUGCGGAAGAAGAUGUUGCAAAUGGGUAUUGAUCCAAUCACGCAUGAGCCAAGAACCAACGAUCUUAGCCCUAUCCUCGACGUUUCUCAAAUACUCGCGGCGGCUAUUGGCAACGGCCAAUUUGGUAGCAGUAACCUCAUCAACAACAACAUUGCUUUGGAAGAUCUUCUCAAACUCCAACUGAUCCAUAAGAUGCUUCAAAUCAUAACCCCCAAAGCCAUACCAAACAUCACCAGCUCUACCAAUUCAUUGAAUCCUAAACUGGAUUCAGUAGUCAAUAGCUUCACUACCAAUUCAGUGAAUCCUAAACCGGAGCAGGCGGCUAUACAACUGAAUGCUAAUGAACCACAUGAUUUUAUAAACCAAAGUGCAAAUGAAGAUUUCAUGAUGCCACCGUUUGAAAAUAUUUGGGAUAGUUUUGAAGAUAACCAGCUUCCUGGUUUGGUUACGGUUUCUCAGAAAAAUCUAAAUUCAGGAACCGGAAUGAUGCCGGGUUAUUAUGGUGAUCAAUUAAGUGAGAUCCCAUCUAAUGGUUCGAUAUCGGUUUCUCCUGAAACAUCCGGCUUGAAUUAUCCCGGUACGACUCAACACUUAACCGGUUCGGAUGUCCUGGAGGAUUGGGAGAAGUUCCUUGAUGAUGAAACAAGUGACUCUUGCUGGAAAAGUUUCUUAGACUUAACGUCGCCCACAUCGUCACCCGGCCCGUGGUAGAACUGGAUAUUUUUCUUCCAAGUCGUAUAUUUUUAGUUUUAAAGAAAAUUCAUAUACAGAAACGUUCGAUUAAUAUUAUUUAUUAUUCUUUUGUAACAAAAUUAUUGAUUUAUAUGUUUGUAUCUCUUUUCUUAUAGGAAAAAUGGUUGUAUUGUAUUUCUUCUAUAUGGUUUGUUUGUUUGUUGCGUAAAGAAACACAUUGUAAUCGCAUUUCUAUAUUUAAUCACAUUUCCGAGUGAUAUUUUGGUUAAAACAUAUGAUGAGUCUAACUAUAUACUAACAAAAUCAAAUUCCCUAAUCAGUAACAGUAUAUUGACUGAGGAACAUUGCCCAAAAAAACAUAUUAUGCCAUUGAAAAUAAUAAAACUAAGGAUCUGGAUUAGUAAUUAUACAAAAUCAUUACUUGAUCUACAAGUCAUCUACGAAUAUAACAACACCUUUGUUCUACACUCUUGAUUAUCAUUUAAAUUGAUAUGAAGUGAAUUCCUCUUUAUAAUAUAAAAUAUACAUUACAUUAGAUUUGCUUACCUUAAUCCAUUUUAAAAAUUUGGUACUAACACAUAAAAAAAAGCAAUUUUCUAACUUGAAAACCAUUAACAAGUCAUCAAAACAAACUCAUUAAACUUCAGUUCACUCAUACUUAAAAGGAUCUUUGUCGGAACAUCAGUGGUCGAAGCGGUUUGAUCAGAUAUAGCUGCGGUGGAGGUGGCCUAGACCUUCAAGCAUUCUGACAGUUCUGCCGUUUCAUCCAAAUAGUAUUUAGCUUUUCUUGUUUUUGUCCAACGGUGCAAGCAAAUAUCUCAGCCACUGCAGCCAAACCAAGAUCAUCACAUGAAGAAAACCAUUCGGUUAGUGUCUUUCUGUCUUUCCCACUGACUAGAAACACUAUAUUCUUGGGAUCACUAAACAGACUUUUCAAGGUUUGGAUCGUUUCAUUGCUAGAUGUUGUCCUAAUGGACCCUGGCUGCACCAUUUUGCCAUAAUAAUCCACAAGAAUGGCUCUGUUCUUAGUCCUCUUAUAAGCAGAGACAGUGUGCUCAACGGAAAGCUUUUUAAAGCUUGGAUCAAGUGACAAAAUUCUGAAGCCUAAACCCAAAACCUAUCCCCCAACACCUCUUCUUCACUUAAUCCCCCACAAGCCCUUUCAAGAUUCUGUAUAAAGCUGCGAGCCCAAUGCGCAACAUACUUGUGUAUUGCUCGUGACGCAUUUGCUUCUCUACUUUUGAAAGUAUCAAUGCAUAGCUCAUUGCUUCAGUCACUGCAUCUAUGUUCCAUGGAUUUACCCUACUUGCACCGGUAUACCAAAUAUUUCGUUUAUCCUUUUGACCGUGGUUUCAGUUUCAGACUGCACCUCUUGAACAUCUUUCCCACGUCCCCUUGCAGGUUUUACGAUCUGUACAAGCACAACAUGACCUCUCUCUCAGGAUGUUGUUGGAGAAACUGCUCCAUUGCCAAAGAACGGAAGCCAAUCAAAUCAGCGUUGAGGAGAGCUCUUAAGAGCUAGCUCGUUUCUCACUGGAAGAGGAUGGUAAAUCUCUGAAGCAGGGAAACGGAUAUCGAGGAAGAAACCAAGGUUCACUCUAUUAAGAGUAUACCAUUAAGUGAUAGACAUGAACACAUACAAAACUAGAUAAUUAAUCCUUAGAAGUAUAAGUUGCAAAAGAUUAGGAUUUUCCUAUUAAGGUCUACACUUGAUGUAAAAUGGCUUUUUUGAUGAAUACAAAUUUAACAUUCAUUCAGAAAAAAAAAAAAAAAAAAAAAAAA
Brassica rapa (field mustard) is the source of this 7728-nucleotide messenger RNA. RefSeq names its product transcription factor MYB39. The record is from RefSeq and is a predicted model, not a curated record. Lineage: Eukaryota; Viridiplantae; Streptophyta; Magnoliopsida; Brassicales; Brassicaceae.